AUGUCUGGGCAAACUGUUCCAGUGUGUGGUUACCUGCACAGAGGCUCGGGCCGUGUCACCGCCAUCUCGCCGCCGCGCGCUGUCCCCGCCGUCGCGCACGUGCGGCAGCGCCGCUACUCCUCCCGCCCGGCAGGGGGCGCGCAGCCGCCGAGCGCGCGCGCCGCUCCACUUCCGUGCGGGCGGGCGCAUGGCGCGGCCCGGGAGCUGCUGGACGUGCGGCCCCGGCCAGGGCUGGGAGACAUUCUGCUGAUUAAUUCAAAAUGUAGCAGCAAGAAGGCCACAACUUUACAGACGGUUAAGGUGCCAAGGAGCAAUGUUUUGGACCGAGUACAGAGCUUUUUACCACAGAUGGCCCAGGCAAAUGAUGAGCUCAAAAGAAAAAUGGUAACAGCACCUGCUCAUCAGUUUGAUAUUGAACAUCUAGACAGUGAAACAGAAAAAGUUAUAGAAAUGAAUGUGGCUGUAGUUGAACUGAGUGAUUCUGAUACAGAUGAAGAGUUGCUGACUUCAGAAGAUGACUCAGAAUCUGAUGAAGAUGACUCUGUAACUGAUGAAGUGACAGUGGACAACAUUAAGUUUCCUAAACAAAAGGGAGAAAAGGGCAAAAUAGAAAUUUUGGACAGCAAAGCAAAUGAGAAGAUAAGGGCAAGAAAGAGUUAACCAGGAAAGAAGCUUUGUUUUCAUAUUCCAUGUCCUGUGAAGUGUUAUGUACACUCUCUUCACUGUUAAACAUGAUCUUGAAGUACCCCAGAGGUAAGUCUACAAUGCAUUAAUGGCAGUGACUGCUCAACAGUGGAGCCGUGGCUGAGCUCAUUUCCAGCAGAGCCAGCCUGGACAGCCAUGAGUUCAGCAAAGGGUUACGUAGUACUUACCCUGUGUGCUUGCACUGGGCUCCACACCAGCACAGGGAGCUUACAGGCUCCUCUGGGAAGCCUUUGUGGCUUGGUGCAAACACGCUCCAUACUCAAAGGAUCAAGGCUGCCUCUGGGGUGUUAUGAUGGCUUUAAGCUACACUUUUCAUCCCCCAAUUUCCCUGCCGUGUUUCCAGUCUCCAUUUUGUUAACUGUCACUGACAGAAGGAUGAAAAGGUGACUUUUCAGCUGGCCUAUACUUAAGUUGGCUUGACACAAUUGUGAAACCAGAAUCAGUGAAAGUGUGUCCCAUUUAUACUUAACCUCAGAUUGAUCAAAUACAAUGGUUUGGGCUAUUACAUUCACUUCAUAGAUCAGUCUGCAUUUCAGAAGUAUCUGUCAUGCUCCUGGAUGUCAUUGUUUCUUAAAGGAACUUAGUAUUUUCUACACCAUUAAAGUAAUAUUUUCGAUACUGUAUUUGCUCAAAUAUUACACUUCAUGUCAUGACUUGAAACCUGCAGUUACUUAUAGAAUUUAUUUUGAAUCCUGUACCUGAAGUUCUAGUUUUAAUACCUGUUUCUGUAGUAUUUGUAGUAAGAAAUAACAGGGAUUCUGGUCUUUCUUUUACAAUGUGGCUUAAAUAUAAGAUGGAGACAUUUACUGAUUAAAUCAUGAAACAUUUUAGUGAAGGGGAAGGAUGGGGAUCAAAGAAUCAGACUGCUGUCUUUAAUAGCAGCCUACAGAUAAGUGAAGCUUCGGGUGUUUUUGCAUUCUAAGAGCAAGGAGUCUUAACAGGCUUAGUUAAAUAAGGUCUCAAUCUAUAGAAAAUUUCUUCCAAACUGAAAAAAGUUUGAAAGCCAGCAUCUGACCUUGGUCAUUUAACAAGGGAUUUUCCCAGAGAUUAAAAAGAACCCAAAAGUGUGAAAUACAAAGUAAUAAUCAUACAGUAUGAAACAGUGAUUACAGUCCAUGUGCAGAGACACAAAAUGUGAUUUUAAUCCAUUAAUGUAACCACCUUUCAAACUGCAGGCAGAUCACACAUUCCAUAUCAACAAAAAAGUAGAAAAUAUUUUCAGUAACUUUAGCUUGAUAUGCAUAGUUUAACACCAAUAUUGAACUCUGUAUAUACUAUACAAAGAUCAUAGUAAGUGCACUUCCUUGCAUUGAUUUACUUCUUAUGGCACGAAGGUUUUCUGUACUGCUGAAAAGUCACUAGAGCAGAGUGUUUAAUUGCUACUGUAAAGCCUGAACUGGUGUUUAGCAAAAAUGGCAUAAUCAGUAUAUUCUAGUUCAACUUUGGAAGCCUAAUGACUAAAGAUUUAAAAUGAUCAUGUAAAUAUUAUGUCACAGAAAUAUGAAGUAGGUGUGUGAGAACUUACUCUUCAGUUCUGUUUAAAAAAAAGAAACUGAACCAUAUUCUUGGGGGGUUUUGGUGGGGGGAUGAUGGGAAGAAAUUGUGCUACCAACUGUUGCUGCUACAUAAUUUAAAUAACUUCAGGGUGAUUUCCAAAAGCCAUUGUCUGUCAGACUAAAAUCUGGACCUAAUUUAUAGAAACUUAUCCAUGGAAUGAGUAUUUUACUUUGUUCUUUUGGUUGUAGCAUUGCAGACAGCAUAUCCUAGGUGUGGUAUCAAGUGCUUGGUGUGGUAAUCAAGAUUCAAACUCUGCUGACAGUCUGCUUCCCAAGUGAAGCUGUUACUUUAAUAUUCCACAGUGAUGGCUUUGGUUCUGAGAUAUUCAUGAAGAGCUUCUUCACCUGUACAAGCACAAUAUUCACCUGUUAGAACAGCAGCUAAAUGAAUUUUGUCAAACUGUGACUAUUACUAAGAAAAAAUUUUAAACACUGUAGCCAAUAUUUGAGUUCUUAAGGAACAAUGAAAACGAAUUACCUUCCCACUGUGAUUUACAGACCUGGUUUGACAAGGGGCCAGACCCAACAGAUGUGGAAGAAAAAGGAACUAGAUUUAACAAGCAGCUCCCCAAGCAGCAGCAGUCUUUAGAUGGCCACUGGGGGCUCAUAGGUGUAUUUAUGAACUUUGCUUCUCCUCUAUUAAAGGUCAGAGGUAGAGAAGCUGUGUGAAAAUCAGUAAUCUUUUUUUCCCUGACAUCAUGACUCAUUGUGGUUUCAGGAAGUGUCUUUGGAGAUUCCAAAAGCAAAACUCUGUUGUGUGAAUGAAAUUUGAUUUUCCUUUUUUCUCUGCCAUGAAGCUUGAGCUGUCCAGACUUGCAAAGCUUCUUUGACAAAAUAAACUUCACUUUUCUAAAAAGUUGUUUUGAAAAGAGAAUAUUUUUAAUGCAUCUUUUUCUGUGUCUAUUGGCAAAUUUUGGUGACAUUUUAAGGUAUAAAAAAGUUUCCCAUGCUCUUACUUAGAGGAGAUACCUAAUUUAGCAUUCUAUCUGAGGGAAAGAAUAUUUUGGCCAAUACCAUUGUUACUUGACAGCCUUUUGUAGCCUGUACAGAGCUCUGGAAAAGCUGUAAUUUAUUUGUCUGCUCUCAGAGUAGUUGGAGAGGAAUAUUCUGUGUUAUUUAGCAAAUAUACAGGAAAUGCUGAAUGGGAGGUAUUGAAGUGGGAAUAUUUAGGGAGGGAGAGGAAUUGGGUUAAGGAUUGUAAUUCUUUCAUUGAUUAAGACUCUGAGACAAUAAAGGAGGGAAGGAAACAACUUACCUAAAUCUUUCCCAAAGCCAGACAGCUUAAAUCCUCCAAAUGGCGCUGCCACAUCAGUUUUGUUGUAAGUGUUAAUAAAAACUGUCCCAGCUUCUAGCUUUUCACUGAUGUAGAGAGCUUUGUUUAUAUCUUUUGUGAAAACUCCUGAAGCUAAGCCAUAUUCUGUGGCAUUUGCCCGUUGCAAUACUCCAUCGACAUCCCUGUGGGGGAAAGAAAUUAUUUAAUUGCAACUAGGUAAAAUAAACAAGUGUUAGCAGCCUUCUGCCUUCAGUGUCAUUGAAGCAAUUUUCACAUGGCCUUUCUUCUCUAGUGAGCUUU
Messenger RNA from Pyrgilauda ruficollis (rufous-necked snowfinch), 3834 nucleotides. RefSeq names its product NOP protein chaperone 1 (gene NOPCHAP1). NCBI's taxonomy places the organism in Eukaryota, Metazoa, Chordata, Aves, Passeriformes, Passeridae. Gene Ontology annotation, biological process: box C/D snoRNP assembly. Gene Ontology annotation, molecular function: box C/D methylation guide snoRNP complex binding. Bases 1 to 660 code for a protein of 219 amino acids. The record is from RefSeq and is a predicted model, not a curated record. The transcript has 6 exons.